Molecule: messenger RNA, 249 nt
Organism: Peronospora matthiolae
Lineage: Eukaryota; Oomycota; Peronosporomycetes; Peronosporales; Peronosporaceae
Source: the annotation of a GenBank genome assembly
AUGGUGGACACUGCCUCGAAGCAUCGAGCUGAGUUUGCUUUUGCUCAGCUUGAGAACGAGAGAUCUCUGACAUCUCUUCGUGACGAGCUAAGGGUAGCUCGUGGGAUUGUUGAUCGGUCUCGGGCUGAGAUAGUUGCUCUUCAGACCCUUGUUGAUGCCCACCAUCGGGAGCACAAGGCUCUCUGCGAGAUGCUUGAGCGCAAGGGCGUUCUUCAUCGGAAGAAGCAGCGUACUGAUGGUACGGCUUAA